Messenger RNA from Chrysoperla carnea, 2742 nucleotides. RefSeq names its product zinc finger protein 208-like. Gene Ontology annotation, biological process: regulation of immune system process; negative regulation of transcription by RNA polymerase II; regulation of cytokine production. NCBI's taxonomy places the organism in Eukaryota, Metazoa, Arthropoda, Insecta, Neuroptera, Chrysopidae. The record is from RefSeq and is a predicted model, not a curated record. Bases 107 to 2740 code for a protein of 877 amino acids. The transcript has 2 exons.
UGAUAUAAAUAAUCAUCUUUUAAUCGAUGAAGAAUACAUUCAAUUAAAAAAAGAAUUCCAUACUGAAUUUAUUAUUAAAAAUGAAAUAUUUGAUGAAAGUGAUUCAAUGGAACAUGAUUCAAUUAAAGAAGAAUAUGAUUCAAUGGAGGACCCUGAAGCAAUUAAGAAGAGGGAAAUAUUAGAAGAAAAUGUUACAACAAAACAUGAACGGAUUGAUUUAAAUGAAAAGUUUUCUUUGGAAAAAUAUAAAACAAUAAAACUUGAACAUGAAUUAAAUACAGAAAUUAUUAUAAAAGAUGAAUUAUUUGAUGGAAAUGUUUUAGAACAUGAAUCAAUUCAAAAUGAAAUCAAGAAUAUUUCAUGUGACUUUUGUGAUAAAAAGUUUGCUCAUCCAAGCACUUUAAUUAUACAUAAACGAACUCAUACUGGAGAAAAACCGUUUCCCUGUGAAAUUUGUGAUAAAUCAUUUACUUUACGAUUUGAUUUAGAACGACAUAAACGGACUCAUACUGGAGAAAAACCGUUUUCCUGUGCAAUUUGUGGUAAAUCAUUUACUCUUCGAGCUAAUUUAGAAAGGCAUACUCGGGCUCAUACUGGAGAAAAACCUUUUUCAUGUGAAAUUUGUAAUAAAUCAUUUACUCAUCAAAACGGUUUAGACUAUCAUAAACGGGCACAUACUGGAGAAAAGCCUUUUUUCUGUGAAAUUUGUAACAAAUCAUUCACUCAAAAAAACGGUUUAGACUAUCACAUACGGACUCAUACUGGAGAAAAGCCUUUUUCCUGUGAAAUUUGUGAUAAAUCCUUUAAUCUUCGAUCUAAUUUAGUUCAACAUAAACGGACACAUACUGGGGAAAAACCUUUUUCCUGUGAAAUUUGUAAUAAAUCUUUUACUCUUCGAGGUAAUUUAGAAAGACAUAAUCGGACUCAUACUGGAGAAAAACCGUUUUCCUGUGAAAUUUGUGACAAAUCAUUUAAUCAUAAAAGCGGCUUAGACUAUCACAAACGGACACAUACUGGAGAAAAACCUUUUUCCUGUGUAAUUUGUGACAAAUCAUUCCCUCAUCAAAGCGGUUUAGACUAUCACAAACGGACUCAUACUGGAGAAAAACCUUUUUCCUGUGAAAUUUGUGAUAAAUCAUUUAAUCUUCGAUCUAAUUUAGUUCGACAUAAACGGACUCAUACCAGAACUGAAUUUAUUAUUAAAAAUGAAAUAUUUGAUGAAAGUGAUUCAAUGGAACAUGAUUCAAUUAAAGAAGAAUAUGAAUCAAUGGAGGACCCUGAAGCAAUUAAGAAGAGGGAAAUAUUAGAAGAAAAUGUUACAACAAAACACGAACGGAUUGAUUUAAAUCAAGAGGUUUCAUUGGAAAAAUAUAAAACAAUAAAACUUGAACAUGAAUUAAAUACAGAAAUUAUUAUAAAAGAUGAAUUAUUUGAUGGAAAUGUUUUAGAACAUGAAUCAAUUCAAAAUGAAAUCAAGAAUAUUUCAUGUGACGUUUGUGAUAAAAAGUUUGCUCAUCCAAGUACUUUAAUUAUACAUAAACGAACUCAUACUGGAGAAAAACCUUUUUCCUGUGAAAUUUGUGGCAAAUCAUUUACUCUUCGAGCUAAUUUAGAAAGACAUAAUCGGGCUCAUACUGGAGAAAAACCUUUUUUCUGUGAAAUUUGUAACAAAUCAUUUACUCAACAAAACGGUUUAGACUAUCACAAACGGACACAUACUGGAGAAAAACCUUUUUCCUGUGAAAUUUGUGAUAAAUCCUUUAAUCUUCGAUCUAAUUUACUUAAACAUAAACGGACACAUACUGGGGAAAAACCUUUUUCCUGUGAAAUUUGUAAUAAAUCUUUUACUCUUCGAUGUAAUUUAGAAAUACAUAAACGGACUCAUACUGGAGAAAAACCGUUUUCCUGUGUAAUUUGUGGUAAAUCAUUUACUCUUCGAGGUAAUUUAGAAAGACAUAAUCGGACUCAUACUGGGGAAAAACCUUUUUCCUGUGUAAUUUGUGACAAAUCAUUCCCUCAUCAAAGCGUCUUAGACUAUCACAAACGGACUCAUACUGGAGAAAAACCUUUUUCCUGUGAAAUUUGUAACAAAUCAUUUACUCAUCAAAACGGUUUAGACUAUCACAAACGGACACAUACUGGAGAAAAACCUUUUUCCUGUGAAAUUUGUGACAAAUCAUUUAAUCAUAAAAGCGGCUUAGACAAUCAUAAACGAACACAUACUGGAGAAAAACCUUUUUCCUGCGAAAUUUGUGACAAAUCAUUUAAUCAUAAAAGCGGCUUAGACUAUCACAAACGGACUCAUACUGGAGAAAAACCUUUUUCAUGUGAAAUUUGUAACAAAUCAUUUAAUCAUCAAAACGGUUUAGACUAUCACAAACGGACACAUACUGGAGAAAAACCUUUUUCCUGUGAAAUUUGUGACAAAUCAUUUAAUCAUAAAAGCGGCUUAGACAAUCAUAAACGAACACAUACUGGAGAAAAACCUUUUUCCUGCGAAAUUUGUGACAAAUCAUUUAAUCAUAAAAGCGGCUUAGACUAUCACAAACGGACUCAUACUGGAGAAAAACCCUUUUCCUGUGUAAUUUGUGACAAAUCAUUCCGUCAUCAAAGCGGUUUAGAAAAUCACAAACGGACUCAUACUGGAAAAAAACCUUUUUCCUGUGAAAUUUGUGAUAAAUCAUUUAAUCUUCGAUCUAAUUUAGUUCGACAUAAACGGACUCAUACCAGAAAAAUUUAAUU